UCGGCGUUCGAUCGGGGAUGGUUGCUCAUUUGUUUGUUUGCUAGCCAUGCCUCUGGGGAGAGCAUGUCUAUUGUACAGUCCUACAUCUCCGUCCAUCCCAACUGCCGCUCCUUCGCACCCCCACCCCCGUUAACCGCCCGCCGCCAUGGCCCAAAACUGGCAUCCGGCCGUCCAGGUCGUCAUCAACGGCCAUCCUCAGGCUCAACCCCAGCAGCCUCAUGUCCCCGCCCCCCAGCCGCGUCGCUGGCAGCGCCCGCUGGGCGUGGAGGAGGCCCUGCAGUACUCGCCCAUGUCCAGCUCGCCCGUCUUCGGCCUAGAUUGCAUCCUGCGUCCGGACGUCGGGCGACCCCCCAAUACGACCUCCAUCAAUCACAUCUUACAGUCCGGUCGGACGGCUCUCAGUGGGCUGAACAGCGACAUCGAGGCGGGUCGUGGUGACUCCAAUCGUCUCGAGACGUCGCGGGAAUACUUGCAGCAGUUGCUGGACGGCGAUCAGCUGACGGAAUUUAAGUUCAAACUGCCCACAGGAUCCGUCCAUACCCAGCGAUUGUCUACAAGCGCCUCGCACGAUCAUGUCGCCAGCGGCACCAAGCUUGGCCCGUUUGCGAAGAUGAUGCUCGAUACCACAGAUAUCGCAUUCCGAUACCCUACCCCGGACGACAUGGAACCUCCCCAGAAGCCUCCCUCCUGGACCGAAAAACAGUCCCCCGUCGCCAGCAAACCUCCCCCUCCCGCCCCGCAUCGCCCUAGCCACCCGACAAGCCAGUUGUCGGUAGUCAUCCCGGUGAAGCCGCUGCCUCAUACUGAUAGCCACGGGGUGACGAAGAGGAGAAAGCUGAAUGCGGAUGGCGAGGACAAUCUGACGGCCAUCCGAAUGAAGGAUCAGAAGGAGGAGGCGGACGCCGCGCUGGUCAAGCUGCAAGACUUGCUCCAUGAGAUAUUUGAAUCUGAGGAUCAGCUCGAUCCGAGCACAUCAUCCGAUGCGCCCGCCGAGGGGUCAGCUGUUUUCACUACGCCACAUGCGCUAGAAGUCAGUGCGCCAAUCCUAUCGUCCGAUACCCACACCCGACUCCAGAAGGCCAUCAAGAAGGUGGUGGGCUUUAAUAGACUUCAUGACAUCCCGUCAGACUAUCUGAAUAGGAUCCAGAAGCUCUGCGAAAGGCCAAUCAUUGCUGCGCAGUCACCCGACUUGACAAUAGAAGACCCGUCGAGCGAGUCUGACGCGCAGGAUUGGCUGAGGAAGGUAGAUGACAUACAGAAUGUCCUCCUUGCCAUCGGUAGUCUACUCCAUACCAUGUCUGGCUCCCAGUCGGAGCGAGACCUUUGCCCCGAGGAUCUGAUUGAGGCCAUUCCGAGUGUUUUUAACCACGUCUUUGACCAUUGUGUCAUUCCAGUUGUCCAGGCCCGUCCGGCAGGAAAGGAUGCCAAGUUAUUUGAGUUCUUUUCUUCUCAGAAACGAGUCCUCGGGGCUUUGAUCCAACAAAGCAAGAAAGUAAUGUCUCUCUUUGCGAAUUUCCUCUCGCGGAUCGACGUCUCCGAAGGGACAGUCACGGCGACCGAGUUUUUCGCGGCCAAACUGAUCUUCGUCGAAAAUGCUCACACGGAGAAGGACUCCACGGUGGGCUAUCAGAAAUACGAGUCAGUUCGACGCGGGGCCAUGGAUUUGCUGGCCAAGGUCUUCUCCAAGUAUCCUGCCCAACGGCCAUACAUCCUGGACGAGAUUCUGGUCUCACUAGAGAAACUCCCCUCUACCCGACAAAGCGCCAGGCAGUUCAAACUUGCCGAUGGCAAGAACAUCCAGCUCCUCACUGCAUUGGUGAUGCAGUUGGUGCAAACGACUGCUCUAGAUGUUCCUACUUCUCGGUCAUCGCGGCUUAGGCGUAAGCCACCUGGAGCCGAGGACGAGGACGAUGAUGAAGAGCUUGCAGAUGCACAGGAGAUCGAGCAUGACCCGUCGGACAUGUCCAUGGAGCAGCUUGCGACGAAGGUCAAUCGCUUAUAUGAUAAUGCAGUGCGAAGCGCCCAGUAUAUCGUCAAAUUCAUCGUCUCACGAGCGAUGACAUCGACCAAAACCGGCGAUCAGCCGUAUCGCAAUAUUUUCGACCUCUUCACUGAAGACUUGAUCAGCGUUCUGGGAUCGACCGACUGGCCGGCUGCGGAACUGCUGCUCCGCAUCAUGGCCUCUCACAUGGUCGGCAUUGCUGAUCAGGACAAGAGCUCUGCUACGGCGAAGAGCAUGGCUCUUGAGCUUUUAGGGUGGAUGGGCUCUGCUAUUUCGGACCUCAUCGUGACCGCCCAGCACCUGCUUCCUUCCAUGGAAGACUCUGGUAGCGAUCUCACCGAUCCCCUCCGGCAGCUGUUCGAAGACUAUUCGAACCGUGCUUUACAUCCUCAGGACCUUGUCGUGCCCGAAGGCCCUUACCGGAUGACCCUCGAAUAUUUUAUACAGGACCGCAGCUUAGACAACUGGCAACUUGCUAGCGCUUGCGGUUUUUAUCUUGCCCAGUGGGCCAAGACUUUCUGCUCCGUUUAUUAUAACCCUGAAGAUAGAGACGAAGUCGAGUAUGACGAUACAACUCAAGAUUCGGUUGACCUUUUUGCCAAACUAUUCUCCGAUCCGCUGUGGCUUGAGACCAACAGGAAAUUUAACACUAUACCCUCCGCCCACGGAAGGUUUGCGUAUAUCCUGACCGUCUUGAACUCGGGAUUCUGUAAAGCUUUCGAAACUAUCCUGAAAGUUCUGCUUAACUCGAUUGCCAGUGACCAGGCCAAAGUCCGAAGUCGUAGCUUGAAGAGUGUCAUCUACAUGCUCGAGAAGGACCCGAGCCUUCUGGACAGAGACGCAUCGGUCAUGCGGGUGAUCCUGCGCUGCGCCACGGAUGCUUCCCCGAUGGUCCGCGAUUCGGCGCUGUCUUUGAUUGCGAAGUGCAUUGCUUUGAAGCCGAAGCUGGAGGAGGAUGGCUGCCGGAGCAUUUUGACCUGCGCUGCCGAUACGACUGCCGGUGUGCGAAAGCGCUGCAUCGGACUGCUGAAGGACAUCUAUCUCAAGACGACACGCAUUGAGCUGAAGCUGGCCAUUAUGGAUAGCUUUCUCCAGCGAACGGGCGAUCUGGAGGAGAGUGUGGCCGCUAUGGCUCGGCAAACGUUCGAGGAGAUAUGGCUUACACCUUUCCAUGAACUCAUUGAUUCUGUGCAGGAUGGUCCGAAACUCAAGGUUGGUCUUGACGAAAGGGUGAAUUUGAUCGUAAGCCUGGUUCAACGCAGCGACACAGCCCUCGAGACCUUGAACAACUGUCUCAAGAAGAUCUUGUCCGACACUGCCAAAUCCGCCGCGCUGAACUUCAAAGUCUGCCAGGCGAUGGUAUCCACGAUGUUCGAGAAGCUGGUUGAAGGCAACGAGUCAGGGAAAGAAUUUCAGCAGGCGUUGCUGCAGACGAUAACUGUGUUUGCGAAAGCCAAUGCGAAACUGUUCCGACCUGACCAGCUGGAGACCCUGCAUCCUUACAUUGGAAACUUGGCAGAGCCAGAGGAUCUCUUCCUUUUCCGCUCUGUCGUGGUCAUCUACCGAUGCGUGCUACCGUACCUUUCGUCUGUGCAUAACACCUUACUGAAGGACGUGCAGAACGACCUUUUCAAGAGCGUCGCCAAGCUUGGUCGUUCUGAGCUGAAUGAGGUGAUGGCUUGUCUCUGGACGAUCAACGGAGUUCUGCACAAUACCGACAGACUUGUGAAGAUAACCAUCUCCGUGCUGAAACCGAUCCAUCACUACAAGAACGUAGAUCUUUCGGAUUCUAACAACGCGGCAGUCCUAGCCAAGGCCAAAAGCUACAUUCGGAUUGCCGGCUGUGUUGGCAGACACUGCGAUCUUGAAAAGUACGAGCCAUAUUUCAAGAAUGCUUUCCCAUCGUGGGGCGGUGGGUCGGUGGCCGGCUUGCUGGUUGAUUCCAUUAUCCCGUUUACGCUUCCGAAACAGCCGCUUGAGUUGAGGGUCAUGUCGCUCGAGAGUCUGGGGUCAAUCUGUCAGUCCUGGCCCGGCCAGUUCAGCCGCGAAAACCCGCGGCAGGUCCUGUCUAUGGUGUUCAACGAAGAGAACCCAAGUCUUCAGAACAUUGUGCUGAGGUCGUUUUCCGAGUUCUUCGCGAUGCAUGAAGGCAAGGCCGAGAAGACUGUGCUGUCUUCUGCUGAAAUCGCUGAGCAAGAGAACUCUUCGAGACUCGGAGGUUCUUUGAAAGCCAGUGAUAACGACGGGGCCGCCGCGCUGAUCGCCCAGCACUUCCUGCGGAACAUGCUCAAGGUUGCACAGUCGCGACAGGAUUCAUACGCUUUGACUGCCAUCGAGCUGAUCGCCAGUAUCAACCGUCAAGGACUGGUCCACCCCAAGGAAUGUGCUGGUGUCCUGGUCUCCCUGGAGACGUCGACGGUUCCGGCCAUUGCGAAGGUUGCGUUUGACACACAUAAGAUGCUCCAUCAGCAGUACGAAUCGAUGUUCGAACGGGAGUACAUGCGCGCUGUUCAAGAAGCCUUCUAUUACCAGCGCGAUGUGGUCGGGGACCCCACCGGCGCUUCAAGCCGGCCUUAUGUCGCCAAACUCGGACCCCUGUUUGACAUCAUCAAGAUCAGCAACAGUCGCUAUCAACGAAAGUUCCUCUCGAACCUGUGCGCGAAAGUCGACUUUGAACCGAAAAAGCUCGACGCUACGGGCGAUCCGCCGGAACAUCUCUUACUCACUCGCUUUGUGGCCCAGAACCUCGCCUUCUUCGACUACAACCAACUCGCCGAGCUCGUUCCGACCAUUGGGUGCAUGGAGCGCAUUGUCUCGGCGACUGGCACGGCCAUCGCCCACUCCAUUGAGACCGAAGUCUUUUCAUCCAAGAUCGAGCCCGCCCCAGGAAACGGGAUCCCCGCUCCUGUCCCGGAAGGUCUUGGGGCCAUGGCGCCCCCGCGACAGGUCAACCCGGUGACGCUGCGACUCCUGACUACUGCAGCCGCAUCGAUCUCGAUGCUUUGGGAAGCCCGGACGUAUCUCCGCCGCCUCUACGGAGUCACUGCGCACGCUCGAGCCAAGGACGCCAAAGGAGCGACCAAGGAGCUUAACAAGUCGGCUACCAAGGUGCAUGGGAUCACGGGUGACAAGUUCUGGGACGCGAUCACCCGGAACAUGGGCGCUUUGGAUAGCGAGCAGAGCAUGCUGGAGAAGUGCCGCGAGUUCGCCACGUUGCUCGCGAUCGACGACGAGUUCAAGGUCGGCGGCGAGGAGGAUGCGGAAGGGGACAUCGACGCUGCCACGGACAUGGAGGACCCCACCGCGGCCUGGGGGGCAGGGACAGCCAGUGCGCCCCGGCCUGCGAAGCGGAAGAACUCGACGUCGGGGCCGAAUCCCGUGAAGCGCCCCCGAGGCCGGAAGAGCGGAUCUGGGAAGAAGCGGGCCAGUACGGAGCCGGAUGAGGAGUCGGAUUGGAACUAGAGAAGACGCCGAUGCCGUUGAUCGGAUCGGGCACGAUGAGACCCCUUGUAUUUUGGCUGUCCAUUAGUUAUUUUGAGAGGCGGCAUGCAUUUAUGGGACCGGAAUGGCGUUCGGGAUACACGCCGGCUCGCUUUCCGUGAGCCACUUAUCUAUCGAAUAUCGAUCAAUCAAUGACUUUUUAAUUCAUG
This is a messenger RNA of Aspergillus heteromorphus CBS 117.55, 5652 nucleotides long. Its product is annotated as putative sister chromatid cohesion protein Mis4. Gene Ontology annotation, biological process: establishment of protein localization to chromatin; replication-born double-strand break repair via sister chromatid exchange; establishment of mitotic sister chromatid cohesion. Gene Ontology annotation, cellular component: Scc2-Scc4 cohesin loading complex. Lineage: Eukaryota; Fungi; Ascomycota; Eurotiomycetes; Eurotiales; Aspergillaceae. The record is from RefSeq and is a predicted model, not a curated record. The transcript is spliced from 5 exons. Gene Ontology annotation, molecular function: chromatin binding. Bases 146 to 5464 code for a protein of 1772 amino acids.